AGCCACCAUCGAAGCAACUCCCAUUGCGCGCGGCGUCCUGCGCGUUGUUUUGCUUCAAUUGUUACAGAGUAACAGCUCCUGAACUGCCGCUGUACGCGUGUACACGCGUGCUUUGAAACCGCUGCUGAACUACACCACUGACAAGCAAAACAGGAUGCUCUCCGCCCUGCACCGCACCUACGAGGCCUCGCCCGAUGAAAAGAUAAACACAGCGAUAGAAGUAGGCUUCGCCGCCGCCAGCGCAAUCAUCAUAGCACUCUUAGUCGCCACAGCUUUGAUGGAGGACGCGCCGCCGGGCUACGACGCCAUGGUAGACUUCUACGCCGCCUGCGAGAGCCACGCCUUCCCUAUAAUCGGGAUCACUGAUACCAUCACAUGGCUCCGCUUCUCGACCAUGGACUUCUUCGGGAGCACGGUGUGCUGCUGCGCGUUCCGGGCGAGAUUAGAACAGAACAAGCAAAAGACGCCCUGGUUCCUGGCGCUAGCGUGCUGCUGCCUCAUGCAGUUCGGCGGCACGACGCUCGUCGGCCUUUUAUUAGGCCAGCCCGCGUCCUGGACGACGUCGCCGACGGCGUGCCGCAGUCUGCUAUUAGCUUUUUGGUUGAGUGUGAGCUGCCCCUUGGACUUAUUCUAUCGUAUGUACCAGCACAAAAUCAUAAAAUCAAUGAUUGCGAUUGGUGCUGCGCUCAGCACGGGCCACGCCGUGACGUCGUGGGGCGCCGACAAGGCCAUAAGCGCGAUCCACCCGAAGCCGCGUUCUUCGGUGUUCAGUACAUUGAUGGCCGGGGCCUUCGGCGCGUCGGGCGGCGGGUUGUCUGUGCACGCUUUAGAUUUGUGGGGCGAGCGGCGGCGCGGCAAGGAGCGGAGCUACGCCGCGUUUUUGUUUGGGGCCGUCGCGUCCGUUUCUUAUUAUCUGAUGCGCAACCCCCACGGCGUGUUUGAGUAUGAGCCGCUGGCGCCGGGCCGCGCGCGGUUGAUUAUAGGCGCGCUCUCUUUAUUGUCGAACGCGGCGCCGGCGGUCCUGGGCGGCCAUAUAGCAGCGGCGACGCCGCCGCGCGUCGCCGAGGCGGCGGUGCGUUUGAUGUUGCGGCUGCCGGCGCACUGCGGCGCCGCGCCGCCGCGCGCGCCCUCGACGCGCGCGACGAAGCGCGACUAGAAGUCUA
Messenger RNA from Pelagomonas calceolata, 1163 nucleotides. The record is from the annotation of a GenBank genome assembly. Lineage: Eukaryota; Pelagophyceae; Pelagomonadales; Pelagomonadaceae.